GCAGGGGUGUGGGGCUGAUAGGCUCGCCCGGAGGAAAGCGCAUUACGUAGGCAAGCGGCUCCGCUCAACUUGCCACCUGCGCCGGGAGAGCCGCCGGGGAAGCGAGACCCUGCCGGAGCCCCUCGCCCAUCGCUGGCCGCCCACCCGUCCUCCGCCAUGGACUGCUGCAAUGAGGGAGCCUGCACGAAGCUGGACGAGGACAUCCUGGAUAUCCCCUUGGACGAUCCCGACGCCAACGCGGCGGCUGCCAAGAUCCAGGCUAGCUUCCGUGGCCACAUGACCCGCAAGAAGAUCAAAGGGGGCGAGAUCGAUCGGAAAACCAAGGACGCCGAGUGUGCCAACAGCACCCGCGGCGGUGACCUCCGCAACGGCGACUAGGGGCCGCCAGGCGCUCGCCACACCCCCCUCGCCGCCGAACCCCCACCGCCCGCCGAGGCCCAGGAGCCCCUGCUUUGCCCCGCCGCCCCCGCAUGCGCCCCCCGGGGCCCCCCUGCCGCCGGGCCCUGCCCCCGCCCCCGGCCGUCCCCCCCAGCCCCGGCCGCCCCCCGCCCCAAUAAACGUCCCUGCCAGAG
Grus americana (Whooping crane) is the source of this 572-nucleotide messenger RNA. It is a transcript of the gene NRGN, whose product is annotated as neurogranin. The record is from RefSeq and is a predicted model, not a curated record. The transcript has 3 exons. NCBI's taxonomy places the organism in Eukaryota, Metazoa, Chordata, Aves, Gruiformes, Gruidae. The coding region runs from base 157 to 378 and encodes 73 amino acids. Gene Ontology annotation, molecular function: calmodulin binding.